Molecule: messenger RNA, 1997 nt
Organism: Cynocephalus volans (Philippine flying lemur)
Lineage: Eukaryota; Metazoa; Chordata; Mammalia; Dermoptera; Cynocephalidae
Gene: CFAP100
Product: cilia and flagella associated protein 100
Exons: 17
Coding region: 186-1997 (603 amino acids)
Cellular component (GO): ciliary basal body
Source: RefSeq, a predicted model, not a curated record
GAGCUUUGACGGGCGGAAAAGUUCCCCUGUUCUCAGGGAGCUUAUAUUCUAGGGGGAAACAGACAAUAAACCGACUUUAAACUGAGAACAUAAUAGUGGUAAUUGCAGCGAAGAAAAUCAAGUGAGGUGAGGAGCUCCUUUAGCCGAGGCCAAGCUUUGCGUCGACCUGCUGGUCCUCAGCCAGGAUGCCCAAGAUACUGUCCAGUGGGGUCUCCAAGAACAUGACUUGUAACAAGAACAGUCUGGAAUCCAUGAAUAACAGUUCUUCGAUCACUGAAGAAAGGCUGGAGAAACCAGCAAAGAAAGACAGAGGGUCUGUGAUCAGUCCCAAGGCUUCAGCUAAUCCUUUCCACCUAUCUGGGGAUGUGGAUUUCUUCUUGCUCAGAGAUCAGGAGCGGAAUGAGGCUCUCUCAGAGCGGGAGCAGAGGAAGACGCUGCGCGUGCACGAGAAGAUGACAUCCUCGGCACAGAGGGCGGCCCGGCUCAGCGGCCUGCGGCGGCAGCUGCGGCGUGAGGACAGGCGCGAGGACAGCCGCCGGGACCGCGAUGCCACCGCCUGGAAGCUCGCCGCCACCAAAGAAAAGAAGGUGGAGCCAGACAGCAUGAGCAGCUACAUCGAGCAGAAGCGACAGAUGUUCCUCAUCCAGUAUGCCCUGGAGAUGAAGCGGAGUGAGGUCCAUCGGCUGGAGGUGCUGGCCACCAAGGAGGAGGCCAGGCUGGAGCGAGCUGAGAAGUCCCUGGAGAGGGACUCCGCCUUGUUUGACAAGUUCCUCAGGGAGAAUGACCACAGCUCCAUGCAGGCCAUGACAGCGGCUGAGAAGGAGACCAAAGCCAGGAUGGAGAAGAUUAUUGAGAUCCGGGACCUCACUGUCCAGAUCAUGAAUAUCAAAAGUGAUAUCUCCAAAUUUGAAGACACACUGCAGCAUUACAAGAUCUACAAGGAUUUCCUGUACAAGCUGUCACCCAAGGAGUGGUUUGAAGAACAAGAGAAGAAGCGCUUGGCUCUUAGAAAGGCCAAGGAGGUUUCCAGGGCCCCCAAAGAAAGCAGUAUUUCCUCCAUGUCAGGGGACAAAGGACCAGCGAUCAAGGGCAAGAUGGGCUCCCCAUGGGCCAGAGAGGACCAGGGCACAAAGAAGCCCGCGAAGCUUCUGCAGGCGCUCCGGGUGGGGCACAUCCUGUCCAGCAUGAGCAUCUCCCACCACAGCAGCCAGGGCAGCCAGCCCAGCAUUCUGGAAUCUCAGCAGUCCAGCUCUGCUCUCCUGCCUGCACAAGAAGACCCUGACAGUGAUGAGGAGGAGCUACAGCUGUACUUCACCGAGCCCCAGCAGCUCCUGGAAGUCUUCACGCAGCUGGAGGAGCAGAACCUGUCACUGAUCCAGAACACGCAGGAGAUGGAGGAGACCUUGGAAGAGCUGAACCUCAGCCUGAAAAACACCCAGAUCCGCAUGGACAAGGAGGUCAACCAGCUGAAGCAGUGGAUCACCACGAUGAUGAUGUCCAUCACCAAGGAGGAGGACACUGCUGCUGAGCUGGAGCUCAAAGCUCGAGUCUUCCACUUCGGGGAGUACAAGGGCGAUCAGCAGGACAAGCUGCUGGACAGCCUGAACCACAAGGUGCUGGAUGUGUACCGGCACUGUGUGGGUGCCCAGCAGGACGCCAACCUGGGCACUGUGCAGAUGCUCACCAUCAUUGAACACCAGCUGGACGAGCUGAUCGAGAACCUGGAACAUGUGCCCCAGGCCAAGGUCGAGCAGGCCAGGGCAGCCAAGGAGAAGGAGAGGCGGAUGAGACUUCGGGAAGAGAAGGUCAUGAUGCAAAAGCUACUGCAGGAAGAGCGUCUGCAGCGGGCCCGGGCCCGUGCCCAGGCCCAGGUCAAGAAGAAGAGAGGCAGAAAACUGGUGUGCCGCUCCCGACCCCCGGCUCUCAAAUCGAGCGAGGAGUCUGAGCACACGCUGAUGGACAAAGACAAGGAAGAGGCGCUGUUUUUCUUCAUUUAA